GUUCUCUGGCCCGCUUCUCAAUUGCAAAAUUUCGGGCUAGGAAAUUUUCAUAACCUUCUUUUUUUCUCUUUUUUUUUUCUCUUCCCACCGCGAAAUUUACUAACCCAACAGCCAUCAACCACCCCAAACCACCCAAAAACCCAACUUCCGCGAUGGCAAAGGAAGCGCCAGCCCGUACCGGGCUCACCAUCGGUCUCAACCGCGGCCAUAAAACCACCCCUCGCGUCGUCAAGCCUCGUGUCUCGCGAACCAAGGGCCACCUCAGCAAGCGCACGGCCUUCGUUCGUGACGUCGUCAAGGAGGUUGCUGGUCUUGCUCCCUAUGAGCGCCGAGUCAUUGAACUGCUACGAAACAGCAAGGACAAGCGUGCCCGUAAGCUAGCCAAGAAGCGGCUCGGUACCUUCGUCCGUGCCAAGAAGAAGGUCGACGAGCUCCAGCGCGUCAUCGCCGAGUCCCGCAGAGCCGGUCACUAAACGACGUGAAUCUCGAGCGGAAUUACCUAACGGCGGUUUAACAACAAGGUUGGGGCGUCAAGGAAAUGAGAGAGGAAAAGAAGGAAGCAAAAACAUGUUCGGCAUGAGGUCUGGCGUCCGUCUUUCUCGACAGCAUUGAUGAUUUACGGAGGAUCGGUACGAACAAAUGGAUAGGUAGCUUUGUCAUAGCCAUAGCCAAAGUUAUCUCCCCAAAAUCCCCAUGUACCUACGGCACAAGUGGGAAACAAGACUUAAGAAUCUUGAUUUGGGAAGCCAAAUUAUAUUCAUUUCAUUUCAAAAAA
Molecule: messenger RNA, 775 nt
Organism: Daldinia caldariorum
Lineage: Eukaryota; Fungi; Ascomycota; Sordariomycetes; Xylariales; Hypoxylaceae
Product: ribosomal protein L36e
Exons: 4
Coding region: 153-473 (106 amino acids)
Biological process (GO): cytoplasmic translation
Cellular component (GO): cytosolic large ribosomal subunit; ribosome
Molecular function (GO): structural constituent of ribosome
Source: RefSeq, a predicted model, not a curated record